UAGAUAAACCUACCUUCCCCACCUAUCUACCUACCCACCUACCUUUCCACAACAACCAACCACUUCAAUCAAAAUGUUCAGCUGGUUCAAGUCCACCAAGCAGCAGGAGGAGUCCGCCCAGCCCACCUGGGACCCCAACACCAUGACCAUGACCAGCCAGCAGCCCUCUAGCCCGGAGGCGCCUUCCACCGAGCGCGUCAUCACUGAGCAGCCCAACACCGACGAAGCCAUGAAGAUGAACCUGCGUGGUGGCGGUGCCGGUGAUGUUUGCUGCGGAGUG
Molecule: messenger RNA, 280 nt
Organism: Aspergillus heteromorphus CBS 117.55
Lineage: Eukaryota; Fungi; Ascomycota; Eurotiomycetes; Eurotiales; Aspergillaceae
Exons: 2
Source: RefSeq, a predicted model, not a curated record